Gryllus bimaculatus (two-spotted cricket) is the source of this 1903-nucleotide messenger RNA. The record is from the annotation of a GenBank genome assembly. Lineage: Eukaryota; Metazoa; Arthropoda; Insecta; Orthoptera; Gryllidae.
AUGGCUCUGGCAACUCGAGGAGAGUUGCUCCAGGCGGCGGUGGAGAUGGCGACAUAUCAGAAGCAGCAGUGGCAGCAGUUGGUGCAAUUUCCUUGGCGCUCGUUUCAAAACAGAGACACCAGGCGGCAGUUCGAGGUCAUUGCGGACCUCGGCAUGGCCACUCUGCCUCCGGAGCGCUUCCAACAGCUUGGGAGACUUAUUGGCCAGAUGCAAGGAACUUACAGUACCGCUAAAGUGUGUGAUUUCCAUAAUCGAACCAAAUGUAACCUCAGUCUGGAGCCAGAGCUGGUGCAGCUCCUGGCUAACUCCGGAGACGCCGACGAGCUGCGCCACGCGUGGGUGGAGUGGCGGCGUGUGUCCGGGGAGAAAGUCCGGGGCCUCUUCGAGCAGUACGUCGCCAUCAGCAACGAGGCGGCCGCCCUCAACAAUUACACGGAUCUGUCCGGGCUGUGGUUGAAAGCCUACGAAACCCCCAAUUUCCGCGAAGAGCUGCAGCGCCUGUGGGAGCAGAUGCGUCCUCUGUACCAACAGCUGCACGCCUACGUGCGCAGGCAUCUGCGCAUGCGCUACGGGGACGCGGAGGUCACUCAGCAGGGGCCCAUCCCUGCGCACCUGCUCGGUACAAUCAAGCAGUGCACCCGUGUCGACAUGAAGGAUCUGUAUGUUGUUCACCACGAAAUGGGGCACGUACAGUAUUUCCUGCAAUACAAGGAACAGCCACUCAUAUUCAGGCGCGGCGCCAACCCAGGUAUUUUUGAGAAAGUGAAGCGAUUUUCACAUCAUGUUGCUACUAAUUCUACCAUAAGAUAUUUCGUUAGCUCCGUUCUGCAAUUCCAGAUUCACCGCGCUCUCUGUCUAGAGGCAGGAGAGUUCGACCCCAAUGAUGCUAACAAACCACUGCACAACUGCGAUAUACACGGGAGUGCAGCCGCAGGAGAAAAGCUUAAGGCAAUGCUUCGCCUGGGGAGCAGCCGGCCGUGGCCAGAAGCGCUGGAGGCUGUAACGGGCAGCCGCCACAUGGACGCUUCCGGUCUUCUCGACUACUUCCGGCCCCUUAAGCAAUGGCUGGAGGAGGAGAACCAGCGCAACGGCGAAAAUGUCGGAUGGGUCCCCUCCACACGUGUUUGUGUGGCUACACGGGAGGAGUUGGCCAUUCUUCGCAGCAGGAACUCGACAGAUUCUGCAUUCACGCGAACAGCUUCAACAGAGCCAUGAAGCUAGUAACCAAUGAGACAUCAUCCGUCUUUUAUGACUACUGUCUCCGGAAAGUUUGAAUUGCCUUCAGUUAUAGGCCUUUUCAGCGUGGUCUCUAGACUUUCCUAUAUGACAAACCAUUCGGUCCUGCCAACUUCUAAAAUGUACAUGAAGCUAGGCUUUGGCGCUACAUUCAAAUAUACGCUAUUCAAGACGCCUGUCAUCAAGAAUUUUUGUCAUAACAUUAAUUUUAAUGUAUUGAAUGUUUUGAAACAUUGAAAUAAUUAUCAUUUAGCCCAAUUACUUCGGUAAUUUUCUUCUGAAACCCAUAAUGCUGAAAUAUGAGAAGUUUCAUAUUUUACUUCAAUGUAAAAUGAAAGUAUAAUUAGAAAACUUUCGAGGAAUAUAUUAACAAAUUACAUUCUUAAAAAUAUUGUAAAUGAAUGAAAGGAAAUAUUUAAAAAAUGGAUAUCAAAUUAUUUCUUAAAUUUUAUUUGCCUGCAUUUUAUAAUUUCCAUAAUCCUACCAUAACAUUUCAUCUUAAUAUUCAACAGUGAAAACUAAGGAUGGGGAAUUAAAACACUAUUUAUACAUUUGUUUACCAAGGAAAUUUAUUUGACAAUAAUUAUAUAUGGGUAUUUUCCCAUGAAAUCUUCAUCUACACUAUCCCUGUUCAGAUGUAUAAUAAAUUUAUUGUUUUCACAAUGUA